Messenger RNA from Ornithodoros turicata, 1278 nucleotides. RefSeq lists its product as uncharacterized. The coding region runs from base 42 to 1091 and encodes 349 amino acids. The transcript has 5 exons. The record is from RefSeq and is a predicted model, not a curated record. Lineage: Eukaryota; Metazoa; Arthropoda; Arachnida; Ixodida; Argasidae.
AGAAGCAGAAGAAGAAGAACCUGGCUGUACGUGGCGGAUGCAUGGUUCCUGUGCAGUCCGUUCCUCGAAGAAUAAUCGAACCUAAAUUUUCCGCUACGUUUUCCCAAAUGAACGUGGGCGUGGUGAGUACGCACGAGGACCGAUCGCGACAGCACACCGGUGGACGUGGCACUCACCGUACUGCCUCCAAGUCUUCCUGCAGCAGAGCAUCUUCCAGUUGCGAAGCUGUGCCCAAUGCCCCCACUACGGAACCAACAACUAUCAAGCACGACUUUGACGGCUGCAACCGGUGCGACUGGAUUUGGAAAAGCGAUGCCUGCGACAUUUUCUACAAGGAUCUCGCCGAGUCCAACACAGAGAGCGUCACAUACGAGCUCGUGUGCCGCCCCAACGCCGGAGUGUUCACCAAGUUCUUUCGCGAGAAGGGCUACCAGAAGGGCAAGGCCCUGCCCAGUGGGUCGCCCACGGCGUCGGAGCCGGACCUGGCUCGACGGCCUGCCGGUUGGUCUGCGGCUGGGCGCGAGGCUGCGGCCGAAUGGCGGGAACGGAUCUCUGGUUUGGCUAAGCUGGAACGCAAGUCACGCAAGUCUACCAAGAUGCUGCUGGCUCAGCAGGCUUUCUCCAAGCUACGACACUGGACGUCUGGCCAUCAGGGCGAGAAAAUCGGCCAGGCCUCCACCCGACAAGACUUCCUGGAAGACGCCAAGACGGUUGAGGAGUCCAAGACGCUUCUACAAGAAGACGUCGACGAAGCAGAGGACGUGUCAACGUCCACACUUCCAACCAAGUCGUCGUCUUCAGCAGGAGACCUCCUCUUGAGGUCUUCGAAGGCUCUGAGGGACUCUAGAAAGGUCCAGUCGACGACGUCGGUCGCUGUGAAAGCAGUGUCAACGCCGUCUACGGUGGGGUCUGCGGGAGAUUACUAUAAUGAUCAAACCAGGGUAACGUUCAAGGAUGGGAAGUCCAUCAGGGCUCCGACCGUGACAGCGUCUUCUGAUGACGCGACGGCCUCCUGGUCUAGAAGAGCAGAAGUCGGGGACAAAGACAGGUCGGCCGACGGCUUCUUCAAGAGACUUGUGCGAAAGAAAUAGGGACUUGUGGGUCUUGACAGCACCCCAGGGACUCCCAGAUGCGUGAAGCGUAGUUGGACGUUAAUAAGAUUGUUGCGGCCGUGGAUGUGUCGUGAUAAGCCGACUGGCUAUCGAAUAUGAAAUAUAUCACAAAUUACGAAGAACUGGUUUCGUUGUGAGGACACGUAAUAAAUGAUUUAUAGACUUA